AUGAACCAGAAUGAAAUAGUCAACUAUCCCACAGAGUUUUUAAAUUCAUUGGAACUGCCUGGAAUACCACCUCACAAUUUGCAGUUAAGAGUAGGAUCGGUUGUCAUCAUGCUGCGUAACAUUAAUCAACCUCGACUAUGCAAUGAAACAAGAUUGGCUGAGAAAAAGCUGAUGAACGUCAUUGAGGCAAAUAUCAUAAGAGGAAAAUACAAAGGAAAGGAUGUCUUGAUCCCGCGAAUACCGAUGAUUUCAACGGAUUUACCAUUCGAUAUUAAACGCUUACAAUUUCCAGUACGUCUGGCCUUCGCGAUGACAAUAAAUAAAUCCCAAGGACAGUCUUUAGAAGUUUGCGGAAUCAACUUGGAGUUCCCCUCUUUGGCGAAUUGA
Molecule: messenger RNA, 387 nt
Organism: Eupeodes corollae
Lineage: Eukaryota; Metazoa; Arthropoda; Insecta; Diptera; Syrphidae
Exons: 1
Coding region: 1-387 (128 amino acids)
Source: RefSeq, a predicted model, not a curated record